Anastrepha obliqua is the source of this 2610-nucleotide messenger RNA. Its product is annotated as disks large homolog 5-like. Bases 98 to 2140 code for a protein of 680 amino acids. The record is from RefSeq and is a predicted model, not a curated record. Gene Ontology annotation, molecular function: protein binding. The transcript has 9 exons. Gene Ontology annotation, cellular component: stereocilium tip; plasma membrane; stereocilia ankle link complex. Lineage: Eukaryota; Metazoa; Arthropoda; Insecta; Diptera; Tephritidae.
AAAUAAGUAAAAUAAUAAUAAAUAACAUAAUAGAAUGAAAACAAGGCACAUUAGUCAAUCAUAAAUAAAUUAAUAAAAUAAUUAAGUGUGUCUUGUAAUGCGCCUUGGGGGCGGCUUACCAUACGACGGCGACCCCCCGACAAUGAGCGCAGCUGGAAAUGAUUAUGCAGAAUUAUGCGAUCUUGGACCCUCACGAUGGAGUUCGCGUGGCUAUUAUUAUGCACCUCCUGCACAUGCGACCGCCUUGCAUCCUAGUGCAGCGCCUGGCCUACAACAACCGCAAUCCUCAUCGAGCGUACCGACUGGCAGUUCAGCCGGUCUCAGUGCGCAUCCACUGCGCACACCAAGCAGUUACGAGGCGGAAGACGUUUCAUUUGGUAUGAUAAGUCCACCGCCGGGCGUGAUCGGUUCGUCGUCGGUUGGUCUUAGCGGUACAUACGGCAUUGGUUCGCGUAUCGGCAAUAGUACGAGUUCAUUGCGUGGCGGCCGUUCUGGUCUCUAUUACUCACCGCCCGGCACGUCGUAUACGAUUGUGGAACGGCCACAUUCGCCGCACUACUAUUACAAUACGGCAGGCGCGCCAACCAAAGGCGGUUCAUUGCCGGGUCGCGGUUCGUCAUAUCUAUCAGCCUCAGCUACUAGCCACAUGGCGGCCACCGGUGGUGGGGGCACACUGCCCAAUUCAACGGCGACUAUGGGUGGGCGUGCACACAGCAGCAUGGGUAUGGCGAAUGGCAAUAAAAAGCGACCGAUCUCACCGGAGCAGGUGCUACGUAUGUUUGGUGCGACACAGUCGUCUUCAGUUCCUACAAGCAGCUACCACUACAGCAACGGCAUAAGAGAUCGUACCGGACGACGCAGUCCGGCGAGUAGUCCACCUUCGACCACGCAUCAGAUGUAUCGUGAGCGAGAUCGAGAUCGUAGUAUAACGAAUAUUCAUGAAUUAACCACACGUACCAUUAACAUGUCGCGCGAUCAACAGAUCGACCAUGGUUUUGGUAUUUGUGUCAAGGGAGGAAAAGACUCAGGAUUAGGCGUCUAUAUCUCACGCAUCGAAGAGAAUUCAGUUGCAGAGCGCGCCGGCCUGCGCCCCGGUGAUACAAUCCUAGAGGUGAAUGGUACGCCAUUCACUUCAAUAAAUCACGAGGAGGCGUUAAAAAGAUGUGUGCAGAUAUUGAAAUCAUCACGUCAAAUCAGUAUGACGGUACGUUCGCCACCGACGCUAAACUCCCACGCGCCAUUACAUGGCUUCGGUCCACCUUCAUCACGGGAUCCCAUGUAUGCAUCGAUGGCGCCACUACUACCACAAUCGGCGGCCGGCUUACCGCCCGGAGCGACGAUGAUUGGUGGGGGCGGUUUGCCAUUUCGUCAGACAUGUUCCUGGAUGGACCGACAUGGUCGUCCCGCAUCGCCACCCAUGGAGUAUGGCGGACGGCAUACUGAGCGUCGAGAAAGAAUACGACGCGUAGAGCUGCUCAUUGAACCGGGGCAAUCGUUGGGUCUGAUGAUACGCGGCGGCGUUGAGUAUGGCCUCGGCAUCUUCGUCACCGGCGUUGAUAAGGACAGUGUCGCUGACCGAGCUGGCCUCAUGGUCGGCGACGAGAUACUCGAGGUCAAUGGUCAGUCAUUUCUUGACGUGACCCACGAUGAAGCGGUCAGUCAGUUGAAAUACCAUAAACGUAUGUCGCUUGUGAUACGCGAUGUCGGUAAAGUGCCACACUCCUGUACAUCCAUUGAAAUGGAGCCUUGGGACGCGUAUAGUCCGACGGGGACGAGAGCACGUCGAAAAGGUCAAGUAACAGCAAUGGUCGAGGAGAAGGCACGCUCUCUUCUGCCACGACAUCAAUUUGCAAGUCUCUCGUACUAUAUUGCUGAAUAUGCUGCGAGAGCGAUGACCAUAGAUGCCUUUGUUGCCGUCUUAUUAGAAAUGUUAGACACAUACGAGAAACAUACGUUGGUGACGGAACUACGCGAACUCAUAUACCCAGAGGAUCGUGCGAGAUACGAUGAGCUUGUUUAUCGUAGAGAACGUGAUCCGUAUAGCGUUGAGAGGCACAGGCGUAAAGGAGAACCCGCACGUGAUUUACCGGUAAGCUUUUUAGAAGAUUUAUUCUACGACACAGACACUAUUUACUAUUAGAAACCUCAUCAAAGUCUAUAAGUGUUUUCUGCUAACUAUACGAAAAGAAUAAACAAAAAAAUUAACUUAAAUAUUUUUAUACUCUCAGCGUUCGUAAUACUAUUACCUUAUUAGCCCGUAUACUAAAACUACACUAACAAAUAUACAGUGGCGGAUAAAAUUAUUCACACGAAAGGAAAAACAAGCAAAAUGCACGUGUUUACUGAAAUUUAUGAUUAAAAAAUAACAUAAACCGAGGAUAGGUUUAUUCCACAUAAAAAUAUAAUUAGUAUAAAAUAAUGUCGUCUUCUCAUUUAACGAAGACAAAUUUGUGCACACAAUUGGUUUCAUGGAAAAUAUAACUUAAAAAAAAGAUUAAUACUUAGUGGGGACUCCUUUUUAUUUGAUAAUUUGCCCUCAUCUUUCAAAAAUGAAGUAAAUUUCUGAAAGGUUACCCGGAUGGAUAUUAGUAAAACCAGAAUCAGGCGCAA